Plasmodium vivax (malaria parasite P. vivax) is the source of this 2433-nucleotide messenger RNA. RefSeq lists its product as hypothetical. The coding region runs from base 1 to 2433 and encodes 810 amino acids. NCBI's taxonomy places the organism in Eukaryota, Apicomplexa, Aconoidasida, Haemosporida, Plasmodiidae. The transcript has a single exon. The record is from RefSeq and is a predicted model, not a curated record.
AUGGAUGAAGCUACCUGGGGAGGUUCUUUCCAAAAGAUGAGGCAGGUUGGAAGCCCACCCAAAAGGGAACAUCUCGAAAUGGCGCACAUUGCGGCUCUUCAAAAGGAGCAAAGGCAGAAUGAACGUUUAAACGGGGCAAAUGAUGAGAUGAGAAGAGAUCUGCCCUAUAACCGAAGUGAUCAUUACUCAAACGCUCCUCAGUACUAUCACUACCAUAGCGGCUUAGAGACGGCUCAUCCAAAGGAGGCAACUGUUAAAGACAUGCACCAAACGUUUUUGCUCUCGAACCAGGGCACUUACCCAGGCAAGCUGCCCCAAAAGGAUCAAUCAGGAGGGAGUCAAAAUGGUCCAACAGGAGAAACGAACAAACAUGAGGCGAACUCUCAAAUGAACCCAAUGCAGAAAUUGAGCAAAAAUUGUUUAAUCGAUAGCUAUCCAAAGGAUGAGCCUUCCGACUGUGAAAAAGGAACAGAAUACAAUUCGGCACAAAAUAUUUUAAGCGCAUUUGAAAAUGGUGCAUAUGUCAAUUCGGAGCAGACCUUACCACCGGAGUGUACUAAUAGCGACGUGUACUUCACCAGAGAGGCGUUAAAUAGUAUGAGCACUAUAAGCUAUCAGCACAAUGAUUAUCCCCCCAGGGGGGAGGACCCCGCACUAGUAAAUACAGGCACGCACAUUUUUAGCGACAAAAGGGAUGCACUCACCCAUGAUGGAGAAAAACUGUUAAUGUACCAACCGAGGGGGGGAAAUACACACCUUUCGAAUGAGUCGAUCACUCCCUGCACACGCAGACAGAACGCUGCAUCCAUUUGGGGCCACACCAUUUUGAAGGAGCAGCCACGAGAUGAGAAGACUGCCUAUUACAGUUACGAAGUGAAGGGGGAGGCUGAAAUGUGUGACACUUUGAAGGGGUACAAAAAUAACGGGCCCAAUGUGAGAAGCGUAAAUAUGAAAGCAGAUGUGAAGAUGCGCCAACCUGUUAAUAGCAGCCUAGCAGAUUGCCCAAACGGUGACUUACUAUGUGCUAAUAAGACAACCAUGGGAAGCGAAAAUAUUAAAAGACAUUUACAUCACCCUUUGAACGACUCUGUUCUGUCAAAUGGGCAUGUGGUCCAUGAGGAGGAUUCCCAGAAAGUGGCCUCCACCUCGAAGAAAAUUAUGACGCGUAAUUGGGCAGGGAACGAAGAAGAAGCUAACAACGGCGCGUUUAUUCCCCUCGGAGAGAAUACCCAGAUGGGCCAUUUUAAAAGGGCAGAAGUUCAGCCACACGACUUCUUCCAUGCAAAUUACAACACGUGCGCUUUGUCCAGAUCGAAUUUACGAGACGAUCCUGCUGAUCCGAUUUAUGACAAUACACAUUACUAUAACGACCAUGUGAAUGGCACCCCUCUCAAUGGUGGACCAAAUGGAUAUGGACUGAGACAAAGUAAACGCCGCGUUCUUCAUGUUGGUGGCUCGCGGAACGUCGGCACGCCCUCCUGCAAGGACGACCCCUCACACGAGGUGAAAUCUCCCAGUGUAACCACUCUGCCAGACCAGCGCACUACCCCCAAGACAGCCAUCUUCAACGGAGAAGACGAACAGAAUAUGAGCGAACCUACGUAUACUCAAAAAAUGAACCAGGCACGUGGAAUUUUCGAAGACAGCCCCCAACACACGAGCGGGAAGAACUACCUUAGCAGAUUUGUACAGAGCGACUACGAAAUGGGCAAAAUGGGCAAAAUGGAUCAAAUGGACCAACUGAACCAAAUGGACGAAAUAAGGAGCUGCAUUCCGGAACGGCCCUUAUAUGGCAACCAAAAUUAUGAUGUGCCCCAAAUCAUUCAAGGGAUAACGACGAAACAGAAGAACGGAAUUGUGGCGGAGUGUAAUCAAGACACCGUCAUAGAAUAUAAUGACAAGUGGCGAUUGGUGAAGGGAAAGCAGUUCGCCAUAAACCAGGCGGAUAAUUUUAAGUCAGUGGAAGAUUCGGCCACGUAUUUUCAAAACUAUUUAAAUGAACACAACGAAAAUACAAAGAGGAUGCUCACGAGGAUUAAUUUUAACUCCCUGACUGGAAAGUUUGUCAUAAAUUCUUUACGCGAUGCGGAUGGUAAUGCUGCUGGUGGUGAUGUAAGGCAGCUCAACCGAGUGUAUGAUUAUAAAGACACGCUGCGCUCCUACCCCGCCUACUAUGGCAUAUCCCAACAUAUGCACUCUGGCACAAAGGAAGCUUUAAAAUGUGGGGGGGAAAAAGGCGGGGGAGUUUUCCAAAAUGAUCAUCAUAGUGAUGGUAAAAACGUGCAUGAACAAAUGCGGAAGAAAAAAUCGGUUGGGAAAAAACCAAAUAUUGCCUUAUGUGGUGCUGGUGGUGGUGAUUAUCAGCUAAAGAAACGAAUUAAAGAUUUUGUGUCCCAAAAAAUGAGCGAUUACUUUAAUGUAAACUUUGUGUAA